UAACAUCUAUAAAUGGGGGGAAACGCCCCAGCGGAGUGGGCGUGGCCACGUGAGCGGAUGUUGGAAGCCUCGCGCUAAUUGUCGUGGUGUUGUUUCCCGUUGAAGUGAAGUUCGGUCAUGUCGGAUUGGGAGGAUGAGUACGACGAGAAUGGUGGCGCCAUCUCGAAACCUUCGCGUGUUUAUACAGCUCCGUGUACACAGUGGAAAGCUACCUCAAAUAUCAGUAAAGGAAAUGUUUGUUUUGGUGUGAAACGUGGCGGGAAAGUGGACCGAGAAGGUCCCCAAUGGCGGGACCGGAGAGGGCGUGACAGAGAAGUGAACCUGUCCGCUCGCGGAAACUUCAACAACGGCAGAGAAACGCGCCGUGACAGGGCAGCUUCAACCCGACCUCUCACCCUGACCGUGGAAAACUCUUUAGUCGGGAGAAUUAUAGGUCGAGGUGGAGCAAAAAUCCGUGAACUGGAGGAAUCUAGUGGAGCGAGAAUUAAGAUUAAUCGUGGGGAUUAUGAGGGAGAGGUGCUGAUCUUCGGUAGCAGGGAUGUCCAGCAGAAAGCCAACGAUCUGAUCAAGGAGCUGAUAGGAACGGGUGCAGCCAAUGGGCCUGGAUUUCACUAUGGAAGUAAGAGUUCAGGCUCGGGGAGUGACACUUACUGGUCAGCAUCUGCACAGCAGUCUUCAGCUGCUUCCCCUUCUGUGCCUAUAGAUUGGAGCGCCAUACGAGAGAACAGGGAGAAAUAUGAGACUUUGAAAUGGCAAGAUCUCCCACCUCUGAAGAAGAAUUUCUACUUUGAGGCAGACUCCGUGGCCAAACGCAGUGUGGAGGAGAUCAGAGACUGGAGAAAGGAAAACAACAGUAUCUUUGUGGAUGAUCUGAAAGAAGAAGGGAAACGAGCAAUCCCUAAUCCUGUGUACACUUUCGAGGAGGCUUUUGUUUGCUAUCCUGGAAUAAUGGAGAACAUAGUCAGAGUGGGGUUUCAAAAGCCGACUCCCAUACAGUCUCAGGCUUGGCCUAUAGUUCUGAGUGGCCUGGAUUUGAUUGGUAUUGCUCAGACUGGCACUGGGAAGACCCUCUCCUAUCUUCUUCCUGGAUUCAUUCACAUGGACCAGCAGCCUGUGCCCAGAGACAAGCGAGAUGGUCCUGGAAUGCUGGUUUUGACUCCCACUCGUGAAUUGGCGCUCCAGAUAGAAGCAGAGUGCAGCAAGUACAGUUACAAAGGCUUUAAAAGUAUCUGUGUUUAUGGAGGAGGUGACAGACGGGCCCAAAUAAAGAUGGUUACCAGCGGUGUUGAUAUAGUGAUCGCCACACCAGGACGACUGAAUGAUUUGCAAAUGAAUGAGCUAAUAAACCUGCGUUCCAUCACCUACUUGGUAUUGGAUGAGGCAGAUCGAAUGUUGGACAUGGGCUUUGAGCCUCAAAUCAUGAAAAUCAUCCUGGACAUUCGGCCUGACCGACAAACAGUUAUGACCAGUGCCACGUGGCCAACAGGGGUGAGACGUUUGGCCAAGUCCUACCUGAAAGACCCCAUGAUGGUGUAUGUGGGCACCCUAGACCUAGCAGCUGUGGACACAGUGCAGCAGACAGUUUUGGUUGUGCAAGAGGAAGAGAAGAAGGCAUAUAUCUUUGACUUUAUCCACAAUAUGGAGCCUGAGGAUAAAGUGUUAAUAUUUGUUGGGAAAAAAAUUGUUGCAGAUGACCUGUCCAGUGAUCUGUGUCUGCGGGGGAUAGCAGUUCAGUCCCUGCAUGGAGACAGAGAGCAGGGUGACCGUGAAGAAGCCUUACAAGACUUUAAGGAUGGACGUGUGCGAAUUCUGGUGGCCACUGAUCUGGCCUCUAGGGGACUAGAUGUCCAUGAUAUCUCACAUGUCUACAACUUUGACUUCCCCCGGAACAUUGAGGAGUAUGUGCACAGAGUUGGGCGAACGGGUCGUGCAGGGCGGUUUGGGGUUUCUGUAACCCUGGUCACGAGAGCAGAUUGGAAGAUGGCAUGUGAACUUAUACACAUUUUGGAAAGAGCUGGACAGGAUGUACCAGAGGAGCUGGUACUGAUGGCAGAGCGCUAUGACAAACACCAGAAGGAGAAAGAGAUGUUUCCUGAUAAACUCAGAGGAGGACGGGCUCAAAGAGGAGCGAGAGAUGGGUUCAGAGGAGGCUCGAAUAGACGCUUCUGAAGGAAGAAACACCUUGAAAACUCAACAAUAAAUGGGUGUAUGAAAAUGUUCCUAAAAGAAAGAAGAGUCCUGUCAAGUUCAUCUGUCACCAGCCUCAAGUUUUUGUUCCAAAUUUUUCACAAGGAAUUUGUGGAACCUGUUGAAUUAAUUUAACAGGAACAUUGUUUUCAGUUUGUUGUUUAUAUUUCCACAUAACAUAUGUUCCACAGGAACAUAUAUAUGCCAGAAACUGGCAUAUAUAAAAAAUUUUUUUUUCUGGUUUAAAUGACAUUCAAAUAAAAAUUUCUGAAGAACUUGAUCUUUGUAGGUUGGGUUAAUUUUUUGUUUUUUGUUGGGUUUUUUUGGCAAAUAAACAAUAUGCAUCAGGUCUAGAUAUCACACACCAGCUUGGUUUUUGAAAAGAUACUGAGGGUCUUGAGUAGACUUGUGCUAAAAGUGUCUUAAGUCAGCGUACAUACCCAUAGGACAAAAUAAUGACAGGAAUUUCAGGGACUUUGCCUGAGGGCGACAAUUGAGUAUUGUU
Molecule: messenger RNA, 2692 nt
Organism: Ictalurus furcatus (blue catfish)
Lineage: Eukaryota; Metazoa; Chordata; Actinopteri; Siluriformes; Ictaluridae
Gene: ddx43
Product: DEAD (Asp-Glu-Ala-Asp) box polypeptide 43
Exons: 18
Coding region: 118-2169 (683 amino acids)
Molecular function (GO): RNA helicase activity; RNA binding; ATP binding
Source: RefSeq, a predicted model, not a curated record